Messenger RNA from Purpureocillium lilacinum, 699 nucleotides. The record is from RefSeq and is a predicted model, not a curated record. NCBI's taxonomy places the organism in Eukaryota, Fungi, Ascomycota, Sordariomycetes, Hypocreales, Ophiocordycipitaceae.
AUGUUAGCCGUGGUACCCACAAGUUGCCACAACCACUCGCUCAAGGCAACAUUGGGCACGGCCCAUUAUCCCCGUCCAUGUCCAGCUCGGGCACACCAUUCACGUCGUUCAACGCUUCUCUCUUCUCCAACCCUUGGCCGCGGCUCCGGUCCCACCUGUGAUGCCCCCACCGCUUCGACUCGGGCAUGUCGGGCCCCGUCACCUCUGCGGAGAGACACCGCGUCGCCGACGUGUCUCAUGUCCAGGGCCCAACAUUGCGCUUUCCUGUCUGUCGCAGUCUGCUGUCUCAGCCUCAUAUAUUCUGCCUGGAACGUCGCCGUUCCGCUCACUCUGUGCCUUUGCCGAGCAAUCGUUGGUGAAGAGCACCCCAAGAUGGCUGCCUCAAGUGCCUCGAACGGGUACACCGCUGACAGCCGGGCCGCCGCGGGUAUCGCUUCCAGGAACCAGCCAGGCGAAGAAUUAAGCUUGAUUCCUCCAUCUCCGUCAUGGGGGCCCGCGGCAGUCACAGUACCGGCCGAUCGGCCGCGGUGCGGCGCCCGGAGGCGAUCUCUAGCGCCUCCGGACUGGAGCGGAGGGAUUGACACCAAUGGAGUCCGCAAGCCGCCCGGUGUCCGCAGGCGCCCCGGAGAUGGUGGAAGCAUAGGCCAUAGAGAAAUUGCAUCUCCGUUUACAAUUGUAUGUCGCUAUCGCCUGUGCUGA